Messenger RNA from Ricinus communis (castor bean), 1642 nucleotides. RefSeq names its product acylphosphatase. NCBI's taxonomy places the organism in Eukaryota, Viridiplantae, Streptophyta, Magnoliopsida, Malpighiales, Euphorbiaceae. The record is from RefSeq and is a predicted model, not a curated record. The coding region runs from base 898 to 1482 and encodes 194 amino acids. The transcript has 2 exons. Gene Ontology annotation, molecular function: acylphosphatase activity.
GGUCUAGGAAUUUUCAGUCUUGUUUUGCAGGAAUUGUAAUCAAUCAUGCAAGGAGAUCAGAUUGGAGGGCAAAUCAGGCUUCUCCAAUCACCAUGUAUAAAAAUGCAUCAAAGACACUUCUACUUGACCAGAAACCAACAUUUUGAAUGCGUUUAGCAGCUGCCGAAGGGGGACGCUAAUCUCAGAGUCGCCCACUUUGUUCUUCUUUGAGAACUUGAUAGCUUUCAUCCUCCUUAUGCUCUGCUUUCUAGUAGCUCCAUUUAUCAUUCUUCUUUGUCGCCUUGCUAUUUGCUCUUCCUUCACCUCAUUAUGAAUGUGUACGAAUAAAUACUAUCUGCCUUAAACUAUUGUCAAAGACUAAUUUGUCCAAGAAUCAGCUUUUUAGCCUAAUCAAAACCAAAUCAGAGUAUUCUAUUAAUAGUUGAUUGGUCUCAAAAAUUUUUAGCUGAAAAUUCCAAUAAAGUGCCUUUUUUUUUCCUUUACGAUGAUGGCUAUCAUCAGCCUUAAUUUCAAAUGCGUCAUAGUGACUUUAGAUUUUCAAACAUAAUGAUGUUGUCUCUUAAUCAGGAACUAAUCAAUCAUUAUAACUGGACAAAAAGCUGAUUUUGGAGCUAAUAGAACUUAAAAAAAAAAAUAGUUUUAAGACUUAAAUUAACCCUUCAACCAAAAUCAUAUUCUGUGUGGUUUUUAAUAAGUUGAAAUAUAUAACAAUGUAAUUUUUGAGUCAUUUUUUUUUAGAUUUACAGAAUUGGAAAAAAAGAAAAAGUUUGUUGUUUCUCCUGGAUGAGGAAAUGAUUCCAGAAUGAUUUUCGAGCUAACGCAAGAACACGUCAAGAUCAGAGUCUUACAAGAAAAUCAACCUAUAAAAGCAUAAAAGUUCAAAGUCAAGAAAAUUAAAUGUCAUCAGCUAUACCACAAAUUCUCAGGCCACUGUUUCGCACGAACAACGGAUUCCUGAUAUCUAGUUCGAAUCUUCCAGAUAAAUGGAUCACCAGAAAGAAGAAUUAUGCUGGUAUUAAUUCUAGAUUCUCCAUUUUCCCUUAUAAUAGCUCUCAUCCUCUUUGUUCUUCUCUUUCGCUUUGCUCUACUUGUCUUUUUUCUUGUCCUUCUCUUUGCUUUUUGUUCCAAUCUCAUUCUCCUCAUCUCCGAUCUCCUUUCUCAUCCAUGACCGCUCAAUCCAGUUCUGACCCACCUCAGUCUUCCUCUACAAAGACUGUGAGGGUUAUGAUUAAGGGGAGAGUGCAGGGAGUAUUCUAUAGGAACUGGACGAUAGAAAAUGCCAACCAAUUGGGGUUGAAGGGUUGGGUGAGAAACAGAAGGGAUGGUUCUGUUGAGGCACUCUUCUCCGGGGAUUCGGAUAAGGUCCAGGAGAUGGAGCAAAGGUGCCGCCAUGGCCCACCUGAUGCUAUGGUUACUGGGCUCCAGGUUUUUCCAUGUGAUGAUGAUCCUGGAACUGGGUUCCAUCGCAAACCAACUAUUUGAGGAUACUUUUGUAGCGGAUUACUAUCUUAGCGUGUGAUCUUUGCUUUACAUAAAAUACAGUUCUAAACUAUUUUCAGGAGGAUAUAUAUACAUGCAACUUCUGACUGUUGAAUCACUGAUUUUCUUUAUGUAAUGAAAUGAUAUGGAAUGGCUUCUUAAA